CCCGCCCUUAAUUGGCAUAUAGGAAGUGUUAGUUGUUGUUUGUAGUGAAAAACGCGUAAAAUGUACAUUAUUCGGCAUGCUUCAAGGUACGGCUGCUUACAGUUAACUGAUGAUAUGUUCGGCGGAUUUGGAUUUGAGGGAAGUGUGGAGUAAACCUUAUGGAACAAACAUGUUUCCGAUUCCAUUGCGGGAACAGGAGUAAAGCCGAAAUGACAUUUAUCCUCCCUUUGUAAAUGCUUUCAUCAUAAUACAACUCAAAUCACAAAUGAAAAAUAUGAAAUGAAUUGCUCGUAAUCCUUCAUCCCUACCAGCCUCAUUUACGCCAACAACAAUCUUUAUAAAUAAUGGCGCCGUCUUACACUUCAACGGCUGCCGCUCAGGCUAAACAACAUACACUCAAAAAACCAAAAGGAUCAACAAAUGAUAUCACUGCCAAUCCAAACCUUACUCCUGGUGUGAUUGGUAAAUCGCCUUUAAUGCUUUUCGCUUCGGAUGUUUGGUUAUUCUUUACAUUGGUAAUUCCAAAGAUUUAUAAUGUUUUCUUACCUUUACGUUCUUUCGGUAGUAUUUUUCAAGAUAUAACUCCAACAGGUUUAUUGUUUCAAGUAUUUUUGACCGUUUACUCAUUGGUCCUGCUUAUUCCUUUGGGACUUUUGGGUAUCCUUGUUGGUGGGAUUACUCCGUUCGCUGUUGCAUCUGCACUCUUGUUCCCCUUUCAAUGGAUCCAAGGCGAUACGAUCGUACAUGUUCCCGUUAAUCGUUCUACCUUGCGAGGACAGGCUCUGGCCAGUGUACAAAAGAGGGCAAAAACAAAAACAGGAAGAGAUCGUUCAUCUUCCACAAAUACAGCAAACGAAUAUCCAAACACGUUCAAUAAUCAUGCAUGGUUUUUCAUCAAUGGUAUUUCAACCUCGCGAUCUGGCAUCGUUACAGAUUUGCGAUUUUUGGAAAAGAUCUUUCAAAGACCAAUAACUGGAAUCUUUAACAGGACAGCAGGCCCAAUUUUGGAUGUUUUCGAAUGCGUUAUCCAGCGAGACUUUUCGUAUUAUACAAGAGAUAUUCGAAACGGAUAUGUUGAAUUACGUGCAGCAUUAGAAGCGGAUAAUACCAAAAAAGUUGUUUUGCUCUGUCAUUCUCAAGGUGGUAUAAUUGCAAGCUUGAUCGUUGAUCUUUUGCUUUCCACAAUUUCACGUUCCUUAUUGGAUAAGUUAGAAGUUUACACAUUUGCAGACGCUUCAAAUCAUUUCAACAAUCCACUCAAUGCUGUAGGUCAACCAACGAUUCGAUAUGUGGAACAUUUUGCCAACGGAAAAGAUCCAAUCAGUCAAUUUGGUGUUCUUUUAUUCACGACGGAAGAUCAAAAGAAGGGCUUAUCCUAUCGAAAGAGUGUCAAGGGCACUUGUUCAAUCUUACACUUUGACGAUAACCAGUUCAAGAUUGCAACCAACAAUAGACUUGACGAUUUGUUAGUGUCUACAGCUCUUACCAGUGAAAGCGGAAAAGAUGGUACCACAUUGAGCACAAUCGAGCCUCGUUCUCAGGUUAAUAUCCUUUCAGCCGCAGGACAAGUUUUCAGUGGAAGAUUGUUUGCCCGUUGGCAAAAUUCUGGUCACCUUUUGAUCAAUCAUUAUCUCGGUCCGGACAAUAACAUUAUGGAUACGCCAGAAGUACGACAAUAUUCUCGUUUAUACCAAUACUUGAACGGCAGAAGCCCAAGUGAGUGACGCUUUGGUCACUACAUCGACGGUAUCGUUUCACUACUUUAACUCAUUUUCAUACAAUGCGAAACCUUCUCAGAACAAUUGUGAUACCUUAUACAAAUACAUCAAAUUUGAAUGA
This is a messenger RNA of Meira miltonrushii, 1839 nucleotides long. RefSeq lists its product as uncharacterized. The transcript has a single exon. Lineage: Eukaryota; Fungi; Basidiomycota; Exobasidiomycetes; Exobasidiales; Brachybasidiaceae. Bases 345 to 1724 code for a protein of 459 amino acids. The record is from RefSeq and is a predicted model, not a curated record.